Messenger RNA from Etheostoma spectabile (orangethroat darter), 2064 nucleotides. RefSeq lists its product as uncharacterized. Gene Ontology annotation, cellular component: plasma membrane. The coding region runs from base 1 to 2034 and encodes 677 amino acids. The transcript is spliced from 8 exons. Lineage: Eukaryota; Metazoa; Chordata; Actinopteri; Perciformes; Percidae. Gene Ontology annotation, biological process: intracellular signal transduction; cGMP biosynthetic process; receptor guanylyl cyclase signaling pathway. Gene Ontology annotation, molecular function: peptide receptor activity; guanylate cyclase activity; adenylate cyclase activity. The record is from RefSeq and is a predicted model, not a curated record.
AUGUCAUCGCAGGACUUGAUGAGAAAAGACUGUCUCGCAACUGGGACUCUGUCCUCGGCGUCCCUGAAGAGGAGGUUCAAGAGGAGGGUCGCUCCGCGCGCGCAGCACGAUGCGGACAGCGAGUGUCAGCUGUGCAGGUGUUCCUUGUUUUCCAGUAGUCGCACCGUCCGUCGGAUCUUGACCGCCUGCGUCCUCUCGUUCCUCGCCCUGCUGGGCUCCGUCUCCUUCGACCUCCGCUCCAACUUCGACCUGCUGCACACCGUCGAGGGCGCCUACGACGAGCUGACUUCGUGCCGGACCGCGGCGAUCCUGCAGCUCGUCGGGAAGCUUCAAACCAUGAGACGCGUCUUCGCCAAAGACGCGGCCAACGAGACACCGGAGGCGAGUUUUUCCGGGGUUGCGUUUCCUGCGUUCGAUCGUCUCUGUGGUGAAACGGGGGGUCACAGCGAUGGCCACGGGGUCCCCUGCGGUGUUGAGUCCGCUGGAUUCUGCCAGGAGAUGCUGUGGAGCGUUCAGGGACUUCUAAACGCUUCGUUGGAUCCAAACAACACGAGCAUCAACGGGACUUCGGCUCACUCCCUGGCCAUCGGAAGACUUCUCGACAUCUGGGGUACAGCAGAAGACACUGUAGUCCAAGUCAAGCAGAAUUACAACUGGAGAGACGUCCUGUCCGCGAGACUUCUGAUCAAAUUCAUCGAGCUCAACCGCCAGUUGAUGGACUUCCCCGACGUGGCGACUCACACGGACUUCCAGCACAAGUGGACUCGCGGGCUCAGCUUCCUGGGCUUGGCCCGGGUUCUGAGCGAUCGACUGAACGACUGCUGGUUGGAGAACGUAGACUUGAAGUUGAACUCCAGCCAGCGUGUGAAACAUCCUCACAUUUUGGACGCGAGUCUGUGGCAGAUCUCCGGAGCUGGUUCGGAGCUUCUGUCCGGGUCUCACGCUGGAAUCCGGGUUCUGACCGACACGCGGCGGUGCUUGUUUGAUCGCGCGGUGUCCGCCCUCAGACUGGAGUCCCGAUCCGUGUCCUCGGGCCUCAGCAUGAAGGUCUGCCUGCUGGCCAUCGCCUGCCUCAUCUACCCGGUGGUGAUGUUCUCGUUCAAGCAGAUGACGGAGUGGAUCCAGAACUACGCCCAGAGCUUGAAGGAGAAGACCGAGGACCUGAAGCGCCAGAGGCAGCUGGCGGAGGAUCUGCUGCACCAGAUGUUGCCGAAGUCGGUCGCCAAGCAACUCCGCCAGCAAAAACACGUCGAGGCGGAGAGCUAUGAAAAGGUUACCAUAUUUUUCUCGGACAUUGUGGGCUUCACCUCCAUCUCUGCGUCCUGCGCUCCUCUGCAAGUGGUGGAGAUGCUCAACAACCUCUACAUGUGCUUCGACACGCGCAUCGACUCCUACAACGUCUACAAGGUGGAGACCAUCGGGGAUGCGUACAUGGUGGUGAGCGGUCUGCCGGAGAGGAACGGCGACCGGCACGCCGACGAGAUCGCCAAGAUGGCGCUGGACCUGGUAGCAGCCGUCAGACAGGUGUCCGUCCCUCACAUGCCCGACCACAGGCUGGAGCUCCGAGCCGGCAUCCACACCGGUCCGUGUGUGGCGGGAAUAGUCGGCUACAAGAUGCCGAGAUACUGUCUGUUUGGAGACACCGUCAACACGGCGUCCAGGAUGGAGUCCACCAGCCUGCCUCAAAGGAUCCACACCAGUUCGGAGACCUACUUGGCUCUGAUCAAAGACAACGCCUACGAGCUGCAGCUCCGCGGAGAGAUCGAGGUCAAGGGUAAAGGCAAGAUGAACACCUACUGGUUGAUCGGCCAUAAGAACUACAGCGUGCAGAACGACAGUCUGGUCUGCCACUGGAACCCCAACAAGGCCAGAAAGAAGAAGACGGUGGUCGGCGCCGAUGUCUCCGGGGACAACUCAUCAGUGACGGGGCAGAGCCUCAGUGAGACCACCACCCCCCCCGUCUCCCUUCCCUCCUCAGUGUUGACCCGACCCGCCGCCCCCCCCCACUGCUGCGGACCGACCGGCCCGGUCUGAGUACGGCGGCCCACGUGGAGCACUACAGCG